AUGUCUGGAUUCGAAAUUGCAGGGCUCAUCCUAUCUGGUCUUGGAAUUGUUGUAACUCCUGUCGUAAAGGCUUUAUUUGAUAAGUUCCUGAGUAACGCAGCUGAACAGAACCGAAGUAUUGAGAUUUCAAUAAGUGUGGAAGCGUUUUCAAUAAGUGUAGAGGCGCUCUUCUCGUCAAAAGAAAAAGCUGAGCGUAAGAUUGAUAAAUUGAAAUAUGAAGAAGUGAAAGAUGAGUUACGGCUUUUACAUCUUCAAAAAGCAAUUUCUAAUGCAGAAGACAUGUUGGACGAAAUUGCAAUUGGUUUCCUCAAUUAUCGAGUAACCCAUCAGAAAGCAACACUCGAUCAGGUAUUUAACCCUCUCUCCUUAGCUGAUUGUAUAACCAAAGCUGGAAUGAAUAUACAAACCAUAAUCAGUAAUACCUUUGAUGAUAACGGAACCAGUAAUCAUCAUGAUCAACAGAACAGUGGUGGUAAUGGGGUUUUCGAAGAACACUGGACAAGAUAUAGAAACCUCCCAAUUCAUUUGAAAAAAUGUUUUAAGCUUUUGUUGAUAUAUCCCCAGAAUCAUGUAUUUGAGAGGGAUGACUUAGUCCACUUAUGGAUGGCUCUAGGUUUUAUUCAGGUAAAAGAGAGUGAAACAUUGGAAGAUAUAGGGAGAAGUUAUUUUGCUGAGAACCUCAAAUCUUUUUUUUCAUCAAAUGGUUGUAGUAGACAUCGAUAUCAAUUAGCAGAUGUUACAAUCCAUGAGCUUGCAAAAUUUGCUUCUCGUGGAGAAUGGAAGCGAUUAGAUCAUCAGGAUGGCUUACGGGAUUCUCUCCUCCAUUUAUUAUCAAUAGAAUGUAAACUUUUUUGGGAUACAUUUGAUGAUCUUGCUGUUGCUUUCACCAAAAAAAAAAAAAAAGAUACUGCUGAUCAUCCUGCUGCUGCUGAUGUUAGAUGUGAAAAAUUGCGAACAAUUAUACACAUCAAAAUCAACGAAGGAAACAAUUAUCCAGCGACCGAUGUUUCACAACCUGCAACAGCGGGGAAGCAACAAAUUGGUGAUUUCGCAACCCGCCAUAGCUUCCUCCGUCUCAACAGUAGACGCUCCUCCAUUUUACCAGGAUUUACAUCCUACUCCAAUGAACUUGGACUUUUCAAAAGCUUACGCGUGUUGGAUAUAAGCUGUGGUUGUUGCAUCAUUCAAGUUCCAGUAUCUAUUGGUGGAUUGAAGCACCUCCGAUGCCUUAAUCUCUCCAACUCUAAAAUUGUACAGUUGCCCAAGACAAUUUGUAAACUUCAUUGUUUACUGAUACUGAAACUCAAUGGUUGUUCACAGCUUAAGAAGUUACCUGGCUUGGCUGGUCUUAUUUGCUUGCUACAUCUUUGUCUAGACAAAAAGCACUAUUUAGAAUCUUUACCACAAGGAAUUGAGCAAUUAACCAACCUUGAGACAUUUUCUUGCCCAUUUGUCUUAGGAAAAAAACCUGAAAAAAAUAUUUGUGUGUUGAAGAAGAUGAAGAACCUCAGAGGAUCACUUUGCAUUGCAAAUCUUGAAAAUGUCUCGACCUUUGAAGAGGCUAGGGAAGCUGCACUAGAUGCUAAACCGGGUCUUACUGAAUUGAAGUUGGAGUGGAGUAAGGAUGCCCCCAAAAAAUAUAGAUUUAAUGAGGUUCUUGAAGGCCUCAAACCAGCACAGGGUAAUCUGAAGAAGUUGAAAAUAUCAGGUUAUGGGGGUCAGAUUUUCCCACACUGGGUCACCAGUGAUUCGUUUGAAAAACUUGAGAAAGUUUCUUUGAGCAAAUGCAAAGGAUGCAAUUGCCUUCCACCCCUUUGGAAUCUUCCAAAUCUCAAGCUACUUACUAUAAGUGGCAUCGAUCAAAUAGAGUUGAACAUUAGAGACUUCUUUUUUGGAAGUGGAAGUAGUGCUCCAGAUGGGUUUUCAUUACUUGAGAUACUUAAGUUCAAGGAUUGUAGCAACCUUCAGAAAUUUAAUGAGCUUCAAAUGUUCAACUGCUCUCUAGUAAUUGAACGCUGCGGUAAAGGUCUAACUGACUGGAUGGAUCAACAGAAAGCAUGGAAGAAACAAAAAGACUUCAUCUACAGACGCCGCACUGAUCUGGUAUGGAAUUUGCGUACAUUUUAUUUUUCUAUAUAG
Messenger RNA from Telopea speciosissima, 2139 nucleotides. Its product is annotated as disease resistance protein RGA2-like. The record is from RefSeq and is a predicted model, not a curated record. NCBI's taxonomy places the organism in Eukaryota, Viridiplantae, Streptophyta, Magnoliopsida, Proteales, Proteaceae. The transcript has a single exon. The coding region runs from base 1 to 2139 and encodes 712 amino acids.